This is a messenger RNA of Candoia aspera, 5265 nucleotides long. It is a transcript of the gene LURAP1, whose product is annotated as leucine rich adaptor protein 1. Lineage: Eukaryota; Metazoa; Chordata; Lepidosauria; Squamata; Candoiidae. The record is from RefSeq and is a predicted model, not a curated record. Gene Ontology annotation, biological process: positive regulation of canonical NF-kappaB signal transduction; positive regulation of cytokine production. The transcript has 2 exons. The coding region runs from base 800 to 1714 and encodes 304 amino acids.
ACAAGUGGCAAGGAGAAGCCUGUAAAUUCAACUGCAAUAUAAUGAGUCUAAACUGGAUGUCCAGAGCCAUCCUUCAAAAUCUGGCAAGACUGGAUUCCACUUGCGAGUGUUUGUUUAUUCCUCCUGCCCUCCACUCAGGAAAUAAGGUAAGGAGGAGCGUGCUUCUCCGUGGGGUAUUACGGUAGCUGAGCUCGCCUCUCAGCGGCUCGCUCCUCCGCAUUGUAUUUCCUAUCCCGGCCAGGUAGGGGAGGCUGGAGCCGGAGCCGCGCCGGGUGCGGGCCGGGGCUCUCCACGGGCAGCCCCUGCCGGGGAAGAAGAAGAAACGGGCUGUGUUCGUCGUUUGCUCCUGCAGUCCCGGGACGGGGCAGCCACAUCUGGCGACCUGGAACUUUUGCCAGGCAUUGGCGCUGCCGCCUCGGAGGACGCGGCCAACUCAUGCCGGGCUGAACGCCGGGCGCUUCCAGCAGUCCUGGAAGGAAGGGGAGUCCAAGGACGGCGACGGGGAGGAAGGAGAGGUCCGCGAUAUACCCGGCAGGGCGCCGCUCGAGGGAGAAGCCUCGCUUGUGAUGAGGAGCAAGGAGGGAGAGUCAGAGCCGACAGAUUCACCGAGGCCCUCGGAGGGGCUCCGGUUUUUAAGGCUGCUGCCUGCGGAACUCCCGCCCUCACGCCCAGAGCUUCUGGGUGGGACUCUCUGCCAGGCCGAGUCUUCAGCCUCAAAAGCCCAGCUUGAGGGUUGGGAAGAGGAGCUCCCGCUGCCCGGGCAGAUCCACUCUCUGGCUUUACCGCCCCCUUCCCCGGGAUGGAGGCGCCGGGGAGUGGUGCGGAGCUGCCUCUUCCCCCAGACCUGAAGGAUCUGGAGAUGAAAGUCGGGCAGAAGCCUCCGGACGGGCUGGUCCGGUGGCUGCGGGGGGACCCCGCUGCUCACCUGCUUCGGAGCAGCCCGAACCGGGGGCCGCGCCACGGGCUGGGAGAGAAGAUCAAGGCGCUGAAGCUGGAACUGGCCUACCUGAGAGCAAUAGAUAUCAAGAUCCUCCAUCAACUGGUAGCUGUGAAUGAUGGAAUAGAAGCAGUCAAGUGGUUUCUUGAGGAAAAAGGAAUGCUGACCAGCCGCUGUAGCAGCCUUACCAGCAGUCAGUACAGCUUGGUAGAAAGUCAAGAUACAUCCUGGCGAGGCAGCUGGAGCAGUCUUCAGGACCCCAAUGACAAGCUGGAUAGUAUAUCUAUUGGUAGUUAUUUGGAUACACUAGCUGACGAUAUGGAUGAAUAUGGACAAAGCUCUUCUGUGGAACCCAUAAUGUCACCCACCUUAGGCAGACCUCUGGGCAGAAGUGAAUUAGAAAGAUCGAAGGCAGAUCUAGACAGGCCCUUUCUUGCAAAGGUGGACAAAGAGCAGGACAAAAGCAAAACUUAUACUGAAUGGGCCUCUGGUUUAAUUAAAAGCCAAAGUUUUAACAAGCAAAGUGCACCUGUCCAGCUGUCACCACCAAUGGCUAAUGGGAUCUUGGGUAGACAAGUCCCAAUACUAGAGCAGAGCCUUGAGGAGAAAUUUACCUCUGUAGCUGCAGAGCAACUGAGCAAAGAGAGUCUAGCAAUAAAGGCCUCCAGCAACAGCAAAACUGAUUCAGAGAAUUGCAAGCUCAACAACAGGAAGCAGCUGGAAUAUGAUGGUCAUUGGCAGUGGGUUGAGUCUCAGGAAGAUGUGACAUUCUUGUAGCAUCCAUGACUGGCUCCCUGGAUUAACAGUAAGGGGCUCCAGGCUUCAUGCACUAGUCUUUUUGCACCUGGGGCUGCAAGCUGUACCCUCUCUGUCUAAAUGGCUCUUUUUCUUUGACCAGGACUGUAGAGAUGCAUUUGCUGGUGGACAGAACAUAGGUAUAUUAGCCAGAUGGCAUUCUCCUUCUAAGAUCUGAAUCCUUUUCCAAGAAUGAGGGCACAUAAAAAUACUCCUUUAUUUGAAGCCUUUGGCCCACCAAAUGAUGCACUUUUGUGCCACAGUUCUAGUUUCUAUGUCAGUGGAGGCUCAUAAGCUGGACUUUCAGGUUUUGGCAAAGCUGUUCACUUGAGUAGCACUCAGUCCCAUUACAUGUAACCAGUAUUCCCCUAGGGAUAACUGAUUUUUUAUGAAUGAAACCAGAGACAAAUCUUUGAUAUUGCAACCCUUUUAAUCAAUUUCAUUAUUAUUCAUGUCAUAGGAAAUACUGCUUCUCCAUUUGCUUGAUAUUUCAGUUACGUCCUGGGUUUAAGAAAGAAAUGUAGAAUUCUACAAAGAAGCCCUCAAGUUCAUUCACUACACUCACCAGAAUAAAUAUCUCCUUCAUUCUGCUGACCAUGAGAACCAACCUUCCACCUGAGCCUGAAGCUGAGCAAAGUAGGGAGGGAGUCUGUUGGCCUAAUGAGUCUUGAAAACACUUGGUGAAGGGCUGAGGCUUAAGCCUGUUGUGCUGCACUUUCAAGGGACUGCAGGUGACACAAAAGUGCAGCAAAUAUAUGGGGAUAAUCUCUCUCACAUCUUAUGUCAGGCUUGGAAAAUAACUGGGACUUUUCUGCUUUGUGGUAUACUUUGGAGGCAACCUAGGUGCCUUAAACAUGCUCAGAUAGGGCCUUGCCUCUUGAGCUGGAACUGGGGAUGGAAAAGAAGAAUCACCAGUGACCUUGCAUUAUGCUACAAAAGUGCCCUGGCUGGCUGUUUUCUAGUAACCAUAAUAUUGGCCAACCAACUUUCAUGGGACCCAGGCGAAAACAGCUAAAGGUGCAUUCAAAUUUUGAGUUUCAGUGUCAUAUUUUUAAAUGGCAGCUCAACACUGGCUUUAAAAAAAAUUUUUUAAAAAAUUUCAAUAUAUUGAGCUAUGAUAAACUUGCUUUGCCCAAUAAAUCUGUCCCCAGAUUGAAAUCAUACCUCUUUAAAAAGGUCAUAGAAGAGCUGGGUGACAUUUCCUCCUCUGAAGCCUGGGUUACUUUGUUGUGUUUCCAAGAAAAGUCAGACUUUCUGCCCUGAGAAAAAAGAUUCCAGAGGUAGUACGAAAACAUGGAAGGUUUACACAUAGAUUUCCCUUCCUUAAUGUCUGUGAAUUUAUUGUGAUUUCAUAAUAAAAUCCUCAUCUGGAAGCAAUUUUUGUAGGAUUUCAAAGUAAUUCUAAUUUUGAUGGAUUGAGGAGAUUGCACUGCUGCUGUGUGAUGAAUGGAUUAACAAGAUUAUGCAGGGUACAUUUUCUCUCUCUUUUCCUGUGUGUCCAUGUGUGGGGGAGAGGGAAUCAAGUUCUUUACUUCUGAUUAUUUAUUUAGCUUUAAGACUCAGUCCAAGAGAGCACUGAAAAAUUCUUAGUAAUAUAUUACGUUGCAAAUAAUUCUGUCAGUUUAUCACAGAUAGGAAAAAAGUAAAUGAGGAAAAGACAUACACAAAACCCUAAACUUAACAAUACAAAAAAUAUUUUGGCUCAAGAGCCAUUUCCUCCACUUUCUUUUUAACUUGGCUAUAAAAAAGGCACUGACAUUUUUUUAUGACAUGCUAAGUUACUAAUGGCCAUGCUAUACCCAGUGAUCACAAUUAAAGUGUUUAGGGGAGGGAGAAAAGGAAGCAUUGUUCACUAGAACUGAAAUGUGGAGCAACAUUCUAUGACUUUAAAUACUUCCCAUUCAACCCCACCCCAAGCUAUUACAGUAUUUAGGUUGUUUAAAAACUAUUCAACCUUUUUUUCAAGCUAGACACGUUCUUUGUGAAUGUGCAGUUGACAUUUUAUCUAAUCUGACUCUAUAAUCUGCCUUUUCUAUACAUUCCUUUUCUGAGCUGUUCUACUUGGCAAUGGCUUGAUGUCCAAAGGAUAUCAGCUAAGCAACCUUAUUGGAAAUUUGAGAGUGUGUCAUGAGCACUGCAAAAAUGGCUGCCAUGGGAGAUGGGGCCAGUUACAAAACAUCUGUUUAAAUCGAAAGCAAACUGAUGAGGUUGUACCCCUUCCCCAGAUGCUGUCCUACAGCUUCUGUCCUUUUUCAGGAUAGAUGGGUACACUUUCAAUCAUUUUUAUUUUCUAAGGAUGCCUGUGGCCACAGAGUCAUGCUUAUAAAUAAAAGUCAUACUGGAAGCUGGGUCUUCACUUUGGGCAGCUUUCUAUUGUUGUUGUUAUUAUUAUUAUUAUUCUGAACCAAUUAUUUCAUUAAACUGGAAUAGGCAUAUUAAAGAGGUGGACUUUAUGUGGUGGAUGGGAAUGUGGAACAUUUCUUGAAUAUAGAACAUUCAUAAUGUUUGCUUUCAAAGCAACCAGAUAGGCAGUCAUUUUGAUCUGAUCAAUGCACAUGUAGGAUACAUUUUGACAGAUCUAUUUUACAUGCCUGCUUUCUGCAAAAUUUGGACUAUGCAACCUCAAACAGAAUUACAGAACUGUUUGGGCUCCAAGUCUAUUGUGUGGAUUAUCACACCCAUCCGUAUCACUAAACGCAGCAGAAAUCUCUCCAGAACAGGAAAGAAAAAACCCUCAGUGAUUUAAGCAAAGCCAUACGCAUGAUGCGGGGAAAGACAAAUCAAAGGAAAGAAUCCACACUUGCAAGGUAAUAUAUUCAGAAGAAAGAAGUGGAGGCUUAGUUUAUGGCCAUGUUGUAUGGGAACAGAACAUCAGCUAUGCUGAACUGCCUCAAAUCAUAGCAUGUGGUUUUCUGGAAAUAGUGCAUAUAUUUUGUGUUUUGGAAGCAUAACAAUGCUGACCCUUUUCCUUUUUUUUAGAAAAAAUGUUCUCCACAUGACAAAAUUAAAUGCUGGAUAUUUCACUAUUUUAGCCCAGGAGAAUUCCUCCAUUUGCAUCAAGCAGGGAGAAAUGAAGUUUGUAAUUGAUGUAGCUCUUUCUUGGGCACCUAAAAGUCUACGUCUUUCCCUUUGUUAUUAUAGAAAUGGUCUCUUGAGAUUGAUCCUUUUAGAACCACAUAUUAACACAGGGAGAGAGAGAGAGAGAAACAAGAUCUUGGGGAUAAUGAAAAUAAUAGAGUCCCCUUUUUGGGAGAGAUGGGCGGUGAUAGAAAUUUGAAGAAUAAAUAAAAUAAAUAUCAGACAAAAAUUUCCAGUCUUAACAUCUGCUAUUUUAUACGUACAUGAUCACUGGUAGCUUAAAAGCAUUGGUGGGAUUAUAUAGAAUUUCUUUUUCCUUUGGGUGCAAAGUUCAUCAUGCCAUAAAAUGUAAAUUGAUGCUGUGCUGAAUUUUCAUGAGGUUCAAUUUUCAUUGCAAAUGUUCUUGCCUUGUGGGAUGCAAAAUAUUUAUUAAUAAAGGCUGAUCUUUAACUCUU